AUGUUAAAGAAUUGAAGAAAAAAAUCAGCGGUUUGAAAAGCAAGUACAAAACGGAGCUCAGAACUGUUACAAAACAUCCUGGUGGAUACGAGUCGACAUGGCCACACUACAACAGUUUUGAGUUUUUAAAAGAGAUAACGCUCAAAUUGAUUCAGGAACACCCUGACCCUGAUAUCAACACGGGUGAGGAUGAAUGUCCCUCACCAGGCCCAUAUUUGGAUGAAACGCCAAAAAAGAAGAUGCCAUUGGAUGGCAGUCUGAGCACAUCACCGUCUCCAUCGUCUCGUUGGAUGAGGUUGGGGAACUUUGUUGUCGAGACUCUAGACAGCCUUGAGCCUGAUGCUGCUGCUGAGGCAGCAAGUAAGAUCUCGGAGAUCGCUACCAAAUACACAGCAAAAGCCAAAAAAGUUUAGUUUUGAUAUACAUGUACUGUCAACUCUCGGUACAGUAGUACAGUAGUACAUACUCCAGAUUUGUCUGUUCCCAUAGUUUUAUGCAAGAACAAUUCUGAAAUUAUGCAAACUGAGGCAAAAAAUGUGAAAUUAUGCGAUUCUGUUAAUUUCAA
Molecule: messenger RNA, 565 nt
Organism: Aplysia californica (California sea hare)
Lineage: Eukaryota; Metazoa; Mollusca; Gastropoda; Aplysiida; Aplysiidae
Source: RefSeq, a predicted model, not a curated record